Molecule: messenger RNA, 1593 nt
Organism: Tetrahymena thermophila SB210
Lineage: Eukaryota; Ciliophora; Oligohymenophorea; Hymenostomatida; Tetrahymenidae
Product: MFS transporter
Exons: 1
Biological process (GO): transmembrane transport
Molecular function (GO): transmembrane transporter activity
Source: RefSeq, a predicted model, not a curated record
AUGGAAUAACCACUCCUACCUUAAAAGAGCUUUGAAAAGAACAAAAAGUUCAUUUUUUAUGUUAUACUCUAUGGAAUCACAACUCAAUGCAUGAAUCUAAGUAUCCUUGGGCCUUUCUUCCCUGUAUAGGCUAAGGAAUAUGAUAUCUCAGAAACGAUGAUCGGACUCAUAUUUAGUGGCUUCCCUCUAGGUGCCAUAGUUUGCACCCUAUUUAUUCGUAAAUGGAUGAACAUGAACCGUAAAGUCUUUAUGAUUUGCGGAAUUGUUUUCUAUGUACUUGGAAUGGUAGGAUUCGCUUCCGCUUUUUACAUAGAAAAUAAGGAAUUUAUUAUUUCCAGCUCAAUUUUUUGCCGUUUUCUAAUGGGAAUAGGUAUGAGUAUGUAUGACAAUCCUUCUCUCUCAUUCAUUCCUUUGCUCUUUAAACACAAAAUUGACAGAAAACUAAGCAUUAUUGAAGGAAUGCAAAAUAUUGGAUUCAUGUUGGGACCUCUUCUUGGAACUCUUUUGUACAACAUAGGAGACUUCUAAACUCCAUUCUUUGUGUUGGCUGGUAUCUAAUCUGCCACUCUUCCCUUGCUUUUGAUUUUAUUUCCUAAAUAAUCAGAGAUAACUGAAUUUAUUAAUGACAGUAUUUUACUUACAUAAUAAGCUCUCAAAUAUAGAUCCACUUAUGAAAGCUAAGGUUAAAAUAGCAUUUGCUCUGAAAGAGAAGAGGAAAAGGUAAAUAGAAAUUCUAAUGAUGACAAUAGUAACAUCUCAAACUACAGUAGUAGUCUUUCAAGAGGUAACUUGAGUAGCAUGUUUGAAAAGGUUUCAUACAUAUACUCUAUAUCCCACUUUUAAGUCUUUUUGAUAUUCAUAAUGAUAUUUUUGACAGCCAGUGGUUUUUUGUUCUUAGACUCAGCAUAUGCACCAUUCCUUGAAACUGAAUUUGAUCUUGACUAGGAUAUAAUUAAUUACAUAUUUGUGGGUUCUUAUACAUGUUCUAGUUUAUCAGCCCUAAUUGUCUCAUUCUUCACUCAUUCAAGACCUAGCAAUUAUAAAAUUAUGCUCUCAGGCUUCUUUAUUGGGUUUUUGAGCUAUUUCUUUAUUGGGCCCGCAUAAUUCUUCCAUUUUCCUAAAAAUCUUGCCAUUACUAUAUUCUUUAGAUACGUCAUUGCGUGCUGCUAAUCUGUCGUGUAUAUUCCAGCAAUUAAGGAAUUCUAUUUUACCAUUUCAUCUAUAUACAUGAAUAAAGUAGACGAUGACCAAACAAUUGGUAACAUGGCCAGCACACUUUAUGUAAUUUCAAUGUAAAGUGGAGAAUUUAUCGGUCCUAUUGCAGGACAAGCUCUUGUUGAAUGCCUUAAUUUCUAGAUGACCUCUGCCUACAUAGCUAUACUUGGAAUAGUUGGAAUAAUUUUUGUUUAUCUUUUCAAAAAAUUAUUCAAAUAAUUCGAGUUUAAAAAGAAACAUUUUGAAUACUUCUAAGUCAAAUAAAGAAUUGCAGAUAUAAGUUCCAAUCCUUUGUUUGAUACUUUUCAACAUGAAAGAUGUAGCAGUAAUGCUUCAUCUAAUGCAACUAAUAGUAGCAAAGAAUACUCCAAAAUAUGA